Populus nigra (black poplar) is the source of this 2362-nucleotide messenger RNA. RefSeq names its product F-box protein SKIP17-like. Lineage: Eukaryota; Viridiplantae; Streptophyta; Magnoliopsida; Malpighiales; Salicaceae. The record is from RefSeq and is a predicted model, not a curated record. Bases 37 to 1572 code for a protein of 511 amino acids. The transcript is spliced from 12 exons. Gene Ontology annotation, molecular function: protein binding.
CCCACACACACACACAGAGACACACAUUCACCCCCCAUGGAUCUCCUCCACACCCCGACCUCCAUGGCCAAACGCCCCUGCCCUUUCCCUUCCUCUCCCUCUUCUCCUCCUCCGAACCCUAACAAACUCCCUAACAUGAACAAUCAAGUCGGCAACCUUCUCCAAACAUUUCUUAACCUAGCUGACUCUCAUUCUCUCUCCAUCGACCAAUCAUUGGAGCAUCUCCUCGACUCCUCCCCUUGCGAUGCUGAUCAGUCUCUCCUCAUCGAUCGCGCCCUUAAACUAGGAUCUCUUCUUCUCGAAGCCGGCAACCGCUCUGCUAGGAAACGCUCUUCCGUUCAUAAUUCACUCACCUGGGCUCUCCCUCCUGAUCUCACCAUCAAGUUAUUUUCUAUGCUUGAUGCACAAAGCCUGUGCUAUGCUGCUGCAACUUGUUCCAUGUUCUACAAAUGUGCCAUGGAUCCCUUGUGCUAUGCCAAUAUUGACUUGACAACUGUGGUCCCAAAAGUUAACAAUGCAGUUGUGUCUACAAUGAUCCAACGUGCUGGAAAAGCCCUUCGGUCCCUUAAGCUUGGUAUAGUUCCAGGUCCGACUCUGCCUCAUGGAUCUUGUCAACCAUUGGUUUAUGGAAUUAGGAAUGCUGUAGAAGUAUCUAACUUUUCAUGGAAUGAUAAAAAGACCAGACAGGGGAAGGAGUCAUCCACUCUUACUAGAUACUGCUUAACUCCUUUAAGUGGGGACAAUGGUGCUGCUGGGGCUGUUUUGAGAGGAUUGCAUCUAUACAAUAUUGAAAGAAUUGACAACACAUCACUUUGUGGGGCAUUGUCAGCCUGCCCAUCUCUGCUUGACCUGGAAAUAAUUGGCCUACAUGUUGACUUGAGGCAAACAUUGGUGUCAGUGAGCUUGAAUUGUCCCUUGAUAGAGCGUUUGUUUUUUGAAUCUUCAAAAACAGGAAGAGAUGACAGUUUGAAAUCAUCAACCUGUGUGGAUCUAGUAAAUAAUUGUCCAAAUUUAACCUCACUGGCUCUAAGAGGUUUCAAGCUGUAUGAUUAUAAACUUCGGAUACUUGUUAAGGGAUUUUGCAAACUAAAAUAUGUAGAUUUUUCAACGUCAUAUUCUAUCACCGGAAGCUUUUUGAGGAACCUUGGUGGUGACAUGGGUGGGAGUUUGCUGGAAGUUUUGAUUUUCCGAGACUGCAUGCAUCUCAAAGAGUUGGAAGUUGCCCGAUUAUUUGCAUCAGUUCUUGCUGGGGACUUUAGAUUUCUUCGAUAUCUUGAUAUAUCAAACAGGGAAGGUUUGGCUGCUGCAGGUGAUUCGUAUGGCAGAUGUUACAGUUUAAGUAUCAUUCCUACAAAGCAGGUAUUAGAAGAAAGGCCUGAUAUCUGUUUGCUAGCAGAAUUUCCAUCAGAAGGAAGUUUUGUCGACCUUGGCCAAAUGACUGAUAGCGAUCUAACUAGCGAGGUCAGCCUGUCAUCACAAUUGAGCAGUCGUGCAUCAGAUGGUUUGUCAUUCAUGUGUACAUCUGAAAUCAACUAUAGUAGUGAUCAGACUAGUGGUAAUGAGGAGGGGUAAAGGUUCUGGAUAUGUUGUUUUGAGGAGAGCUCAGAUGAGUUUGAUUAUCCUCUUGGCUAGGUGAACCAUGAAGUUCAGCAAGGUUUGGGAUUUGUAGGUAUCCAUCUCCGUCUCUGUCAACUAUGCUUUUGAUUGCAAGUAUUUGAACUCUAUGAAGUGAUAACUCCUUCCACUUAAGGACCAGUAUUUAUCUUUCUUCAGAACAUGGUUGACAGGGAUAUGCAUGAUGAUUAAGUUAAAGAACUGGAAUCGCAUGUUGGGAAGCCCUUAUUCCUGACAUUUUAUCAGUAUUCAAAUCAACAAGGCCGGGGUACUGACAAGUUGCAUGCUAAUUGAUGUGGACCAGUUUUUUCUCUAACAUUGUGCUCUUAUGCUUCGUGGAUUUAUGAAGGGAGGCUUUUAUUGAGAGCAAGCUGAUUAGAACCUUUGCUGAAUUGACUAGUGGACAAUGGACUUUCUUGCACAUUACAUCAUCACUUUCAUGCCUCCCGUACAUCGGAUGCCUGUAGAUUUUAAAGCUGCUGAUGUUCCCGGACAGUGGAUUGAGUUGGGGGUUUGCCGUCCUUGUUUACUGAGAUGACUGUCGAAGCCUUUGGGGAAGUUUUUUCCCCUUUCCCGGAAUUGUGCUCUUUUAUAUUAUAUUACAUAUAUUUUCUUACCAUACUUGGUGGUGGACUCCUCUACCUUACCGUGAAAUUUGUAUCCAGGAUAUUGGAUGAUAUCAUAUUCAUUAAUUAUCGAUGAAAAAUGUAUAAUGUGGCUUACAAGGGGUCAUAUUGAUGUUGGGAUC